This is a messenger RNA of Aspergillus clavatus NRRL 1, 1908 nucleotides long. Its product is annotated as ankyrin repeat domain-containing protein. The transcript has a single exon. NCBI's taxonomy places the organism in Eukaryota, Fungi, Ascomycota, Eurotiomycetes, Eurotiales, Aspergillaceae. The coding region runs from base 1 to 1908 and encodes 635 amino acids. Gene Ontology annotation, molecular function: protein binding. The record is from RefSeq and is a predicted model, not a curated record.
AUGACGGAUGACUCCGGCGACGCAAAGCCCACCCCGGGUAAGUUAGAAAUCGCCCUCUUCCUCGCCGCCAGCCAGGGCUACGACACGAUCGUGAAACUCCUCCUCAGCACUCCCGGCGUGAACCUCGGCUGCGUGGACCCGGACAACCGCAAUGGAAUCUCGAUGGCCGCGGAGGGCGGACACGGCAGCGUCAUCCAGAUCCUUCUGGAAACCGGCGCCGUCGACCCAAAUGCAGCAGACAAGAAACUCGGCCAGACACCGCUCUGCUGGGCUGUCAAGGGCGGCCACGAAGCUGCCACGAGCCUGCUCCUCGCACGCGCCGACGUCAACCCGAAUACCCCUGACGCGCAGGGCCAGACGCCGCUAUACUGGGCCGUGAAGAAUGGGCAUGAAGCUAUUGUCGGGCAUCUACUAGCGCGCGCGGAUGUGGAUGUGAAUACUCCCGGUGCGGACGCGCAGACGCCGCUGUGGGUGGCGGUCAAGAAUGAACAUAAGGGGAUUAUUGGGCGGUUGCUGGGCCACGCGGACGUUGAUCCCAACACGCCGGACAGCAAUGGCCAGACGCCGCUAUACGUGGCUGUGCGGAAUGGGAAGGAGGAGAUCGUCACUCUGUUACUCGCUCGGAGCGGAAUCGACCCAAACAUCGCUGACGCAAACGGACAAACGCCUUUCUACUGGGCGGUGGAGCAGGGGAACCAGGCGCUGGUAGUGCAGCUGUUGAAAGCGAACGCAGACCCCGACGUCAAGGAUAACAAUGGGCGGACGCCGCUGCUUUGGGCCGCGGAGAAGGGGCUGGAGGAGGUCGUCCGGUCGCUGAUCGGAUCCAAGAGGGUGAAUCUCGAUACUGCGGACGCGAGCGGGAGAACGCCGCUCUGGUGGGCGGCUCGCAACGGGCAUUCGACGAUCGUGCGAUUGCUCGUUCGCCACGGCGCGGAUAUGGAGAUCCAUCCGGCCUCCGAUGAGGGCAAGGGUCCGCGCGGGACGCCGUUGUACCAAGCUGGGCGAAAGGGACAUCUUGACAUCGUCAAGUACCUGAUUAAGAAGGGCGCGGACAUCGACUCACCGUCCGGGGAGUCCGGUCUUCCACUCCUGCUGGCUUUGGUGGUCCACGACCGCAGCAAACGCGGAAUGAAACUGCUGCAGCUUCUCCUCGAAAAGGGCGCAAAUGUCAACUCCAAAGACGGGAGUGGCCAGACCACGCUCCACCUCACAGCCAAGGACGGCGACUUGGAUCUGACAGCCCUCUUUCUCGAACGAGGCGCACAGGUGAACUUGGUCGCCAAAGACGGCACGACACCUCUGCAUGUAGCCGUGCUCCACGAGCAAAGCAAGCUCAUCGACGAGUUUCUCGCCCAUGGCGCCGACGCCGAAGCACAAGAUAAAGCCGGCGACACACCGCUCCAUCUUGCCGCGUCAGGAGGCCACAGACGACUCGUGGCUCUUCUUAUCGAGCACGACUGCGACAUCAACGUGACGAACCACUGCGGCGAGACCCCACUGCACAAGGCUGUCGAACGCGGCCACCGCAAGAUGGUAGAAUAUCUGCUUAAAAACGGCGCCGAUAUCGAGCUGCAGGACGACUACAAAAAAACUGCGCUGCACCGCGCAGUGCGGGCCAAGAACCAUGUGAUGAGGCUGCUGGUCAACCGCGGGGCGAACAUCCACGCAAAGGAUAUGUUCGGGCAGACGGCGCUGCAUAUAGCGGCGGAAGCAGGCCUCCGGGAGGAUGUGCACUUCUUGCUGGGUCAUGGGGCGGAGUCAGAGCUCAAGGACAAUAACGGGCAGACGGCUUGUGAUUUGGCAGCCAAGGCUGGGGAGGUUGAGGUCGAGGAGCUGUUCAAGGAGAUGAGUCUUGUUAUUGCGGCGGGAUCGUCGUCAGACGACGAGUCAGUGGUGGAUAUCGGAUGA